CUACUCCAUACAAACAGAGAAAUGAACAUUGCCGGCAAAGGUCUUUUGCUUUACGAAAACGACGUCCCAAGCAGUACCCCAGCACCUCCAAAGCCCCAUUCAGCUCAAAUACUCAGAAAAAGCUCCUUCUGCACAAUCAGAAGACCAGCAGCAGAAUGGCAUUCGGUGGCUUCUUCGGCGGCGGUAGCUCUAAAGACAACUCCUCUUCUUCAGCAACAUCAUCGUCAUCAUCAUCCGACUCUUCGUCCACAUCUAUCACAAACCCACUAUCCUCCUCCUUCUCACCUCCCAGCGGCGCUACCACAACGACGCCGGGCGUGACCCUGCAGCGGAUCCAAUCCGCCAUCAGCGAACAAUCCAACGUCGCCAACGCGAAGCAGCUCAUCUCCAAUGUCCACACGAACUGCUUCGAAAAAUGCGUCCCCAAUCCCGGGAGCAGUCUGAGCUCGACGGAACAGAAGUGCUUGACUGCCUGUAUGGAGAAGUACAUUGAUGCGUGGAACGUGACGAGUCGGACGUACACGGCGAGGUUGCAGAGGGAGAGCGCAUCGCUCGCGGGCGGGAUCGGUGGCUCGGGGUCAGGAGGUGGGAAGGAGCUGUUCUAAGCUGCGCACUAGAUGGGGUUGCAGAAGCGAGCUCCGCGCGCGACCGGUGCUGGAAAGAGCAGGAUCUUUGAAGCUUUCAGAUCCCUGGGAACUUGGGUACUACAACAGCUCUGGCCUGAGGCGAGGCGGAAAGAGAGAAUGGCCAUGCCGGGCCAUCCUCAAAAGACAUCCGAGCAACCGACUGCCUUGCCAUGCAUUGGUGUCUCUUAGGUCGUGCUAUACUAGGCACCGGAGCACAGCAAACACAGUGGACAAGUCCUGGGCCGCUUCAGAGCUCAGGCUCCCCUGCAGCAGAGCCACCUGGAAGUCAACUCCCACCAAACCCGGCGCCUUUGGAAACCGCACACGCCUCUCAAAUGUAUACAUAACCCAACCAACCCUGCAACACCUCGCUGCUGAUCAGUCUCUCUCAGCCGGCCCAUUCAAGGCGUCUUGCUUGAGGUUGGCUGAUCCGAGACCGACAUCAAAACAGGUCCCUGUAGACUUUUCCAAUUCAUAGCAAUAGCUGUACACUAGGUAGUCAAUUCUUCGGUGGGAGGGACAGACAAAAAGAAUACCAAUAUUGAAAAAGAACGAUGCGGCUAUAACUAGAAGAGCAAAUGUUGCAAUCACGGAUCCUCCGUUGCGAACUGCCUGCCACCGGUUACGGCCAUUCAGGUCUGCUCAUCUCAGGCAGACAUAUGAACCGUGAGCGCCGAAAGAUCAGAUGCAAUGGUUUGAAGAAGAAUAACAAUUACUGCAUUGAAAAGUCAGAGGCUCAUCCAAGGCUCAACUGCUUUGCUUCUGGGCAUCAGAGGGUUAACUUCUCGAAUGGCAAGUAUGCAAAGUCCAUAUCUCAUGGCCACCCGUGGCGAUAUUGUC
Cladophialophora immunda is the source of this 1466-nucleotide messenger RNA. RefSeq lists its product as uncharacterized. The transcript has a single exon. The record is from RefSeq and is a predicted model, not a curated record. Bases 156 to 605 code for a protein of 149 amino acids. Lineage: Eukaryota; Fungi; Ascomycota; Eurotiomycetes; Chaetothyriales; Herpotrichiellaceae.